Messenger RNA from Pelobates cultripes (western spadefoot toad), 1194 nucleotides. The record is from the annotation of a GenBank genome assembly. NCBI's taxonomy places the organism in Eukaryota, Metazoa, Chordata, Amphibia, Anura, Pelobatidae.
AUGUUAGAAAAUACUUGUGGAAACAACCAGUAUGAUACUGAUUCAAAGAUUGUAUCAGAUCAACAGAACAAACUCGACAUGGAUAAUACUACCAAGGAGAACGUCAUUGAAUCAGCUCUGAAAUGUGACUCUGAUUUUAACAGAGGCAAAAGAAAUCAAUCAAGAAUAAAUAACAUCAGAGAAUACAUUUUGCAUUUUAACAAUCAAACAACCAGAGAUCUAAAGAAAAUGAAGGAUAUAUUACAGACACACAUAGCCGACGAAAAUAAAACAUUAAUAAAAAAACAAAACAGAAAUAAAGAUAUUUUUAAAGAGGUUGUUCAAAAUAUAUCAAAAAUUAGGGAUGUGAAUAAGAUGCCUGAAGACAUUUUGAUACAACAAAAGAGUAGAGGAAAUUUGAAGAAAAGGAGCAUUGCCCACUUGUUUUCUUCAGAGAUAUCAUAUGAUGAUAAUGUUGAUGGAGACCCGAGCUAUGCACAAGCAUCAAUUCAACAUAAUAACCCAACUUCUUCAUAUGAACUUAGUGUCCACCUUAAUUCAAAUGACUUAAACAGCAACUCUGUUUCAAGAGAAUCUAUUGAAGAGACGGACUCAGGUGAAUAUGAUAGCCGCACUGAUUCAUUUGAAACUCAGAGCAUUACUGGUUUAAGUGACUCUAACAGCCAGUUAGACUCUACAGAUUAUAUCAGUGCCAUUCGUUCAAGUGAAACUAGUAAUGGUGUUAGUUCAAGUGAAAAUAGUAAUUCCAUUAGCCUGCGUGAAUCAGUUAUCCCAGCUGGUUCAACAGAGUCAAGUCUACACAGUAGAUCAAAUGAAAUAAGUGAGUCAACUGAUUCAGGUGAGCUUGAUAUGUCAAGCAGUUCUCCUGUUACCCCAGCUGGUUCCACGGUUUCAGAUACUCCUACUUGGCCAGAUAGCUCCAGUGAGUCUAAUGAUAUCAGUGACUCCAGUCUUUCAAGUGAAUACAAUGAUCCUAUGGACUCAAGUCAAUCUAAAGGCCAGAAUAAGUCAAUGGAAUCGAGUAAUGGCAGUGACUCCAGUGAAUCCAGUGAAUCCAACAGUUCUAUCAGUUCUGAGGAAUCUGACAAGCGCUCAUCUGAUCCCAGAGAUCAGUCAAAUAGUAACAGCCAACAUAAAGAAGAGGAUUAUGACUUAGGAGAUGCUACUGAAGGGGCAGAUGACGUAGCUUCCUGA